This is a messenger RNA of Pieris napi, 3116 nucleotides long. RefSeq names its product speckle targeted PIP5K1A-regulated poly(A) polymerase-like. Gene Ontology annotation, molecular function: RNA binding; RNA uridylyltransferase activity. The record is from RefSeq and is a predicted model, not a curated record. The transcript has 6 exons. Bases 278 to 2305 code for a protein of 675 amino acids. NCBI's taxonomy places the organism in Eukaryota, Metazoa, Arthropoda, Insecta, Lepidoptera, Pieridae.
AUAGUUUAUUAUUAUUUCUUUUUUACCAUCUACUUGCCAUCAUUGUUAAUCAUCUUGUUUAUUUCUAUUUUUAUUCAUAAUAAAGUGAUUUCUAAAUACAAUUUGUCUUAUUAAAAGUUUUACUAUGAGACAACUAUCAAAUUAUAUUGGUAUAAAAUAUACUUCAUGAAUAAAUUUGGCGCAGACCGGCAACUAAGUAGGUCGCUAUCCUGGGUUCUUCGCCACGGAGCCGUGAAAGAGGGGCUUGUUAUAAGGUGCUCAACUGUUGCCAUAGAAAAUGUCAGCGGAACAGCCCCAAGGAUCUUCACCAAGACGUCGUGCACCUAAUAAGCAUGAACAGCCAGCACAGGGUAGUCUUAAAGGUCAUCUAAAAGUACAUGUUUCUGGGUUUCCUCCUUACACAAGAGUGGAAGACUUGAAAUAUGUAUUUGCUACAUAUGGUCACGUCAAGGUUAAAUUAUUUAAGAAGUAUGCCAUUCUCACUUUGCCCGAUGAAGAUAGCGUUCUCGAUGCAAUUGCACACUCAAAGAAGAUUUCCGUGUAUGGCUCGUUUCUGACAAUAAAGCUUGACAAGGGGGAACCCACCCCAUCCAAAAAAUUAGACAGAUUUGUGCGAAGCAAGGAAAAGAGUGUAAUAAUAGAGCCGGGGAAGAUCGGGCUGAAGGGUGACUUCGAGCAUCAGUUGGAGCAGGUGUUGGACGCCGUCAGACUCACGCGAGACGAGGUCGUCAACAUCUCUGCGCUCUACGUGGACCUCGAGAACGCCCUGCGCACCGUUUGGCCAGACUGCUGCGCCGUCCCGUUCGGGUCCAUCACGACGGGGCUGGGCAUCAAGAGCAGCGACGCGGACUGCUUCGUGCGGCUGCCGGCGCGGCUGCGAGGCGACGACGCCGCCCACGUCAUGCGCACCAAGCGGCUGCUCCAGCUCUACCCCGACGUGUUCGCCGAGGUCUUCGCCAUCCCCAACGCGCACACGCCCAUCGUGAAGUUCUUCCACGUGCCCACGGAGACCACCUGCGACGUGUCCUUCAAGACCCCGCUGGGCUCGCAGAACAGCCGCCUGGUGGCCUUCCUGCUGCAUUCGGACGCUCGUCUGCUGCCGCUCGCCGUCGUCAUCAAGUACUGGGCCAAGGUGCACGAGCUGUCGGGCACCGGCAAGGUGACCAACUACGCGCUGACGAUGCUCCUCGUCUUCUUCCUGCAGCUGCUGGGAAUCCUUCCCUCCGUCGAGAGCCUGCAGCGGGGUCGCGAGGAUCUAGUGGACGGCUGGAACACGGCUUUCGCGACCGACCCGCUGACGCCCUCGCCCGCCAGGGCCUCCGUCGAGGACCUCCUCGGAGGGUUCUUCAAGUUCUACGCCGCCUUCGACUUCAACAAGUUCGUCGUCUGCCCGUUCCUCGGCCGAGAGAUCGAGAAGGCCGCCUUCGCGAAUCUCGCCUCCCUGCCCGCCGCCUUCGACCGGUACAAGCGGAACGUCGAGAGCGGAGCGGCCCGCCCGAUGAAGUUUUCGACCCCCGUUUGCAUACAGGACCCCUUCCAGCUGUGUCACAACGUGGGCGGCUCCGUCGGCGGGAAGCUGGCCGACGAGCUGCCGCAGUAUAUCAAGUUCGCGGCGACGACCUUUCGGGAGUCCAGAGAGGAAUUUCUCGAGACGAUUCUGUUAAAGAAACCGAAGAUCGCGGUGCCCGACAAGAACAAGAUCAGAGCCGUCGUGCACUCCAGGGACUUGGACCGGGUGGUCGGCGACGAGUGGAAAGCUAUCAUCAAAAACGUGAUACGUAUCCUCUUCGAAGACAUCUGCCGCUCGACGCUCGUCGUCCUGGAGACGGAGGAGAGACCCGGGACGACGAGACAGAUAGAGCGCUACGCCGUCACUCUGACGAAAGCCGUCUGGGACAGGAAGAGAUUGACCAAACUGUACAAACACGCGGGGGGCACUUUCCUAGAGAAACAGAUGAACAUUUCGCAGGAGAUAAUGGACACCCGCGAGGAGUGCGGCGUGCACUUGAAGAUACGCCUGGUCGUCAGCUUCCCUCGAAUUUCCCGAGCCACGUCGGUGUACAUCGAGUACGUCGACGGCGACAAGGCCGAUUUCCAACAGUUCGGAAAGAUGUUCCGGCUCAUGAUCAAGGGUUGGUUCUUCGAGUUGGUGAAACCUUUUCUGCCGCCCGCCCCCGAGAACAAGCGUCCCGGAACGCAAAGAGAAGGUGUGGGAAACGAUAUCGACAGAAGUGACUCGAUCGAAUCUGACGAUUUAUCGGAUAGGUUACGAGAUAACUGUUCAGUGAGUGAUGCUUCUAAAUGACUAAAUGAUGUGUGAAGUAAUUUUGAAAAUUGAAUUAUUUUGAAUUUUUUAAUUGUUUGUAAAGCCCACUCUUAUUAAAGUCUCCUGGACCUGUCGCGUGACAUCGUGACGUGAAAUUGUUGAUAUUUGAAUUCUGUUGUGUCGGCGCUAGAGGUGUCUACUGACCUAAGUAUUCCAUUGUAAUUAUUUUGAAAAACUUUAAGCUGUGAGGCCCGUGAACUUGAAGAUCAAAGACUUAGGGUUCAGUAGAGAUCUCUUUCCGGUACUGUAUGUAGAAAGCCGAAAACUAAAUUUGUAUCUUAUUUGUCGACACGAACUGUCAUUUUCAUACAAAUAAAUCGACUUUCUACAUAAGUAAUAAAUAAUAAUACAUGUCUUAAUUAAAAUUGAACAUUUGACAUGAUCAUACUAGAGUAGAGAGUAUAUUAUAGUUCUUUGACGACAAUCUUUAAAUUGAUUCAAAAUUUAAAGGUUUUGAAGAGUAAUUAAAAACAAAUUGUUGUAAUGUGUAGUUUUAUGACGAAGCUUAGAGUUCUUCGUCAGAAUUAGAAAUUGUCUAUGAAUUUCAAUGUUUAAAUUAUCAUCACUAAGCUUUUGACAUGUCGGAUACUGGAAUUUUUAGAAUAAGCUUGAAUUAGAAGAUAUAAAAAUUGUAAAAUAGAAAGAUAGCUGUGGCGACGAGUCGUGCGAUCUCGUAAGUACAUUUUAGUCUUUACUAGACGUUUGACCUAGGAAUUUUUAUUCAUGGGAAAAUUUAUUCUUAAUGUAUGUUAAUGGUUUAUCGUAAAUAUUAAAAUAUUUUUUUUAAUAA